This is a messenger RNA of Alosa alosa (allis shad), 3862 nucleotides long. It is a transcript of the gene ipo7, whose product is annotated as importin 7. Gene Ontology annotation, biological process: protein import into nucleus. The coding region runs from base 146 to 2974 and encodes 942 amino acids. Gene Ontology annotation, molecular function: small GTPase binding. Gene Ontology annotation, cellular component: nuclear envelope; cytosol. The transcript has 24 exons. The record is from RefSeq and is a predicted model, not a curated record. NCBI's taxonomy places the organism in Eukaryota, Metazoa, Chordata, Actinopteri, Clupeiformes, Clupeidae.
AGAGAUUGGCGCUGAACUAUCCGGGCAUCUUAGUCCUUCUUCCUUUCGCGCCGGUAGCUGGAGAACCGCGCGUCCAUGUGCGCAUUGCCUGGGAUUUCAUAGAUCGUAUAAGCUACUGAAUCCGAUCCACAGCACAGCCUUUAAUAUGGAUCCUAACUCCCUGAUUGAGGCCCUACGGGGCACUAUGGACCCCAACCUCCGUGAAGCAGCGGAGAGGCAGCUGAAUGAGGGUCACUCGCAGAUGAACUUUGUGUCCACACUCCUCCAGGUCACUAUGUCCGAUCAGCUGGACCUCCCUGUCAGACAAGCAGGUGUAAUCUACCUGAAGAACAUGGUGACUCAGUACUGGAGUGAGGGUGAGAACACUGAGACACCUGUCUGCACCAUCCCUGAGGAGGACCGGCAGUUCAUCAGAGACAACAUCAUAGAGGCCAUCAUCCACUCCCCAGAGAGGAUACGGGUCCAGCUCACCACCUGCAUCCACCACAUGAUCAAGCAGGACUACCCUGGGAAGUGGACCGCAAUCGUGGACAAGAUCGCUUUCUACCUGCAGUCCGACAACAGCAGCGCCUGGCUCGGGAUCCUGCUCUGUCUCUACCAGCUGGUCAAGAACUACGAGUAUAAGAAGCCGGAGGAGCGGCAGCCCCUGGUGGCGGCGAUGCAGAUCUUCAUGCCGAUGCUGAGGGAGCGUUUCAUCCAGCUGCUCCCAGAUGCCUCCAGCGACUCUGUCCUCAUCCAGAAACAGAUCUUCAAGAUCCUCUACGCCCUCUUCCAGUAUAACUUGCCUCUGGAGCUCAUUAAUAGACAGACUCUGACCGAUUGGAUGGAGAUUCUGAAGACGGUGGUGGACAGAGACGUUCCUCCAGAGACGCUCCAGGUUGACGAGGAGGAGAGGCAGGAGCUGCCCUGGUGGAAGUGUAAGAAGUGGGCUCUGCACAUCCUGGCCCGCCUGUUUGAGAGGUACGGUAGCCCUGGAAACACCACCAAAGAGUAUGCUGAGUUUGCAGAGCUCUUCCUGAAGGGCUACGCAGUAGCCGCACAGCAGGUCCUGUUGAAGGUGCUGUACCAGUAUAAAGAGCAGCACUAUGUGGCUCCACGUGUUCUGCAACAGACACUCAACUACAUCAACCAGGGCAUUGCUCACGCUGUUACCUGGAAAAACCUCAAGCCUCACAUCCAGGGCAUCAUCCAGGACGUGGUGUUCCCCCUCAUGUGCUACACAGACAGCGACGAGGAGCUCUGGCAGGAGGACCCCUACGAGUACAUCCGCAUGAAGUUUGAUGUGUUUGAGGACUUCAUCUCCCCCACUACAGCAGCACAGACACUGCUCUUCACCGCCUGCAACAAGAGGAAGGAGGUGCUUCAGAAGACGAUGGGCUUCUGUUAUCAGAUCCUGACUGAUCCCGCCUCAGACCCCCGCAAGAAGGAUGGAGCUCUACACAUGAUCGGCUCUCUGGCCGAGAUCCUCCUCAAGAAAAAGGUCUAUAAGGACCAGAUGGAGUUCAUGUUGCAGAACCACGUCUUCCCCCUAUUCCGCAGCGAGCUGGGCUACAUGAGAGCCAGGGCGUGCUGGGUCCUGCACUACUUCUGUGAGGUGAAGUUUAAGAGUGACCAGAACCUGCAGACGGCCCUGGAGCUCACGCGACUCUGCCUCAUCAACGACAACCAGAUGCCCGUCAAGGUGGAGGCCGCCAUUGCCCUGCAGGUCCUCAUCAGCAACCAGGAGAAAGCUAAGGAGUACAUCACGCCAUUCAUCCGGCCCGUGAUGCAGGCACUGCUGCACAUCGUCCGGGAGACGGAGACCGAUGACCUCACCAGCGUCAUCCAGAAGAUGAUCUGCGAGUACAGCGAGGAGGUGACCCCUAUCGCCGUGGAGAUGACCCAGCACCUGGCCAUGACCUUUAACCAGGUCAUCCAAACGGGCCCAGACGAGGAGGGAGGCGACGACAAGGCCGUCACAGCCAUGGGCAUCCUCAACACCAUCGACACCCUGCUGAGUGUGGUGGAGGACCACAAGGAGAUCACACAGCAGCUGGAAGGCAUCUGUCUUCAGGUGAUUGGAACAGUCCUGCAACAGCACGUUCUAGAGUUCUACGAGGAGAUCCUCUCCCUGGCGCAUUCUCUCACCUGCCAGCAGGUGUCGCCACAGAUGUGGCAGCUCCUCCCACUCGUCUUCGAGGUCUUCCAGCAGGACGGCUUCGACUACUUCACAGACAUGAUGCCUCUGCUCCAUAACUACGUUACCGUGGAUACGGACACCCUGCUAUCAGACACCAAAUACCUGGAGAUCAUCUACAGCAUGUGCAAGAAGAUUCUGACGGGUGAGGCUGGUGAAGACCCAGAAUGCCAUGCUGUCAAGCUGCUGGAGGUCAUCAUCCUGCAGUGCAAAGGGCGCGGCAUCGACCAGGUGGUCCCGCUGUUCGUGGCGUCUGCUCUGGAGCGUCUGACGCGGGAGGUGAAGACUAGUGAGCUGCGCACCAUGUGUCUGCAGGUUGCCAUAGCAGCGCUCUACUAUUCCCCGCCCCUCCUGCUCAACACGCUGGAGAAUCUCCGCCUCCCCAACACCACCCAGCCAAUCACAAACCACUUCAUCACCCAGUGGCUCAAGGACGUCGACUGCUUCCUGGGGCUCCACGACCGUAAGAUGUGUGUGUUGGGGCUUUGUGCGCUGAUGGAUCUGGAGCAGCGUCCCCAGGCGGUCAGUCAGGCGGUCAACAACUACGUGGACAAGUACCAGAUCUUCAAAGCCAUCUUACAGAAUCUGCAGACGCGUGACCCUGCGUGGUACCAGGCCUUGACUCAGACGCUGGACGAGGAGCAGACCAAAACCCUGCAGGACGUCAUCACACUGGCUGACCAGAGACGCGCCGCACACGAGUCGCGGAUGAUCGAGAAGCACGGCGGCUACAAGUUCAACGUCCCCGUGGUGCCCCCCACCUUCAACUUCGGCGGGACGGCUCCUGGGAUGAACUGACCCGCCCCCCGCCCCCCACCCCCUAACUCUGUGACUGAUUGUAGUGAAGUGAAAAGCUUGUGUUGUUCCCGAUCUGGUUCGGCUCACUCUUCAAUCGGACUGUCAAAUUGGCCAAAAGCCCCAGAAGAUGUAGGAGCACAACCAAACCAAACGCAACCAACGCCUGGGAGGGACUAUGGGCCGGACACACACACACACACACACACACACACACACACACACACACACACACACACACAUCCCCACACACUCAGACACUCCGAGACUCAACGCUCUGGACAACACUUACCCCGUGGGAGCCAGCCUUCUGGUCACCAAGCCGACAGCUCUUAGGUCUUCCCACUCCCACUCAUGGGACUAAACAGGAAACAGGAAAUGGACACCUCCCCCACCCCCCCCCUGCCGACUGGCACGUUAGUUUUUUUCUACAUCGCCCCCUGUCUCAUAUCUGGUGUAAAUAGCAGCUGGGGGGUUGUCACGGCGACGUGAGGAGCCGGAUUGGUGUACACGACUGACUAGCACUUUCAUACGUUCAGGUCUCUUGCACUCCCACGCAGCCCGCAGCAGGUUUUUAACCCAUCCAUCUGAUUGAUUGGCGCGAUUGAAAGGCACAUUAGCUGAGGCCGAGUCCGGCCGAGACCUGGUCAGUGCCGCCAGGACACGUGCAGGGUUCCACACACACGGCUGAGGUUCUGCGGAGAGCCCGACAGUGCUGGGUUCCACACACACGGCUGAGGUUCUGCGGAGAGCCGACAGUGCUGGGGGCUGCAGCUCAUGGGUUCUUCAUUGAAGCAUGUACUGUUGGACUUGAUCGUGAAGCUCUCAAGCUUUUGGUUGAUGUAUGGAUGAACCAUCUAUAUAUACAACAUAUUAAAACAUUACGCUGGA